Molecule: messenger RNA, 2398 nt
Organism: Artibeus jamaicensis (Jamaican fruit-eating bat)
Lineage: Eukaryota; Metazoa; Chordata; Mammalia; Chiroptera; Phyllostomidae
Gene: BLOC1S3
Product: biogenesis of lysosomal organelles complex 1 subunit 3
Exons: 2
Coding region: 96-695 (199 amino acids)
Cellular component (GO): BLOC-1 complex
Source: RefSeq, a predicted model, not a curated record
UGCCCUAUUGGUUGCGGCUGCCACCGAAGGGACACCGUACUUGCGCUAGGUUGCACCUUCCGCUGGCUCCGAGCUUCCUAGACCCGCUCGGCGCGAUGGCGUCUCAGGGUCGUCGGCGGAGACCGCCGCGGAGGCUUGAGACUGUGGUGCGAGGGGAGGCGGCCGAGACAGAUUCAGAGCUUUCUGCAACCUCGUCGGAAGAGGAGCUGUACCUGGGACCCUCGGGCCCAACGCGCGGCCGCCCCACCGGGCUACGGGUGGCCGGGGAAGCCGCAGAGACCGACUCGGACACCGACCCGGAACCGACGGCCGCACCGCGGGACCUGCCUCCGCUCGUGGUGCAGCGGGAAACGGCUGGGGAAGCCUGGGGUACCGAAGAGCCCCCAGCGGCCGCCCCUGCGCUCUCGCUGCUGCAGCUCCGGCUGGCGGAGAGCCAGGCGCGCCUAGACCACGAUGUGGCGGCCGCUGUGAGCGGCGUGUACCGCCGGGCGGGCCGCGAUGUGGCUGCCCUGGCCAGUAGGUUGGCGGCCGCCCAGACGGCGGGGUUGGCGGCAGCCCACAGCGUGCGCCUGGCACGGGGGGAUCUCUGCGCGCUGGCCGAGCGCUUGGACAUCGUGGCCAGCUGCAGCCUGCUGCCAGACAUCCGCGGCGUGCCGGGGACUGAGCCGAAGCAAGACCCAGGACCGCGGGCCUAGCUAUAACCUGCCUGACUCUGCAUCCUCCGGGAGCCCUUGUGACCUGGCUCUGUACAGCCCCCAUCCCGUACUGUUGUCACCCUCAGGGCUAACCCCACCCCGUGAAUAACGUUGCAAACGUGUGUGUUGAUGGGGGGUGAGGUAAUGGUGCUCAGACCCGCCCCUUGUGUCUGGUUCUCCAUGUGGUCCUGGCCCUUCUCCCUGGUUCCUGGCAGCCUGUGUCUGAGGCUUGGCUCCAGCCCCUGGGUAACUGGCCCCUCCUUGAUCUGUCUCCAUCCUGGGUGCUGACUGUGCCCACCUUGCCCUGUGCUCUGCUUUUCUAAGUUUGGUCUCUGCUCCCAGGGGUUGAUGCUGCUUCCCACAGGAGCCCCAGCAUCUAUUUGUUGGGGCUGUCACCUUCCCCCCUCCGUACAGACACCGUGCUUCCACUGGGUAGUGCAUCCCACAGGCUCUGAGCUUCCUGGCCAGGUUCCCUGGCGCCUUCCUUCACCCUCUUAGCUCCGCCUCCACUCCUAGCUAGACUUCUAGAAUUUUGUCUGCCUUGGCUGGACCCUGUUUCUAUCUCCUAGUUUUAGUCCUUGCUCUGCCAUCUCUGGCUCCUUUUCCUUGGUCUUAGCUGGCCCCGGUGAGCCUGAUCUCAUCUCCUGGGUCCAGUUUUACCCUUAGGAUUGGUUUUACUUCGUUUUUGCUUUUCCCUUCCAGCGUAUACUACCUGCCUGUUCCUGGGCUUCGAAACCCGCUGCAGCUUUCGUCAUCAGGCCCAAGAUGUGUGGCCUGCCGCCCACUCUAGGGGCAUCUCCUCCAGACCCAAGUAGAUGGGCCCUCCACCCUCUCCAGGCCAAAGUAGCACCUUGUGCCUGAGCUCCAGAUAGAAAACGGGCCCCCUCCUGACUGUCCAGGGGGAUAAUGGCACCCUUCCCUUAGGGCUCAACACAGGCAGCCCUGCUGCUUUGGAUGCAGCGAUACUGCUUUGCAGAGGCGGACCGCACGCAUGGAGUUCGUUCAUCGUGUUGACCCCUGGAUGCUAAGAGGACUUGGAUUUCUGUUCCUUCUUCUGGCUACAACCCUAACCCUUUAGCCUCAUUCACAUUUAUUCCUGUCCCCCCUCUUUUGUCCCAACUGAAAGCUGAGAGCUGAACCCCCAGCAUGGAGAAGUAGGGAAGAACACUAUGGCAGGCUCAUGAAAACGCACAACAUUGACUGACGUGGUCAUUUCCUCUUAUCUCUCCACCUGUGCUGGGGUGGGUUGGCUAGUGAUUUCUCUGAGACGUGAGGGUCCCACGAGAGCUGGGACCUGCUGCCUGGCCUGUUGAAGGUGAAGCUGUAGCUGGCGAUGAGGGUUCCGAGUGUUCUGCUUUUUUGCCUGGUUUUGCACUUCCUUGUAUUCUGUUGUAUACAUUUGCAGGGCAUGCUGGGAGCCACAGCCAGUCUGGGCCCUCGCCAAGCUCACAGUCCACUGGUAGAGACAGACAUUAAUAAAAUACUCUCAUAAAUAAAUGGAUAGUUUUAAUAAUUACGGCUUGUACUUUUAAUUUUUCUGUCACUAUGAUUAGUGUCAUAAAGAGAUAACGAGUUUUGUGAGGGUGUAACUGCCCUCUGGCGACCUCGUCUGGGGAGACGGAUCGGGGAGGUCAGAUGGCUUUGCUGAGGAAGCGAUGAGUGAGUUUGAGCUGAACCCUAAAGGUAUAAAUAAAUGAAACUGG